This is a messenger RNA of Fonsecaea erecta, 3273 nucleotides long. RefSeq lists its product as hypothetical. Bases 1 to 3273 code for a protein of 1090 amino acids. NCBI's taxonomy places the organism in Eukaryota, Fungi, Ascomycota, Eurotiomycetes, Chaetothyriales, Herpotrichiellaceae. The record is from RefSeq and is a predicted model, not a curated record. Gene Ontology annotation, molecular function: nucleic acid binding. The transcript is spliced from 2 exons.
AUGUCUCGAUACAAUCCCAACUGGGGUCCCCCUAAACGCGCCACUUCCAAUGACAAUGCUGGUGAGGGACAACCGACACGCCUCACGAAUCCAAUAUUUGGUCUUGGGGACUCCCGGCCAAAUAACUCCUCGUCGCAGCAUGGACUAACGGCACCUGUCGGUUCAGGCAACAGCCGACCCCAAGGUCAACCAGGUGUUACCCCGAGACCCCAGCAAGCUAAUCCCAACCGGACAAACCCUCAAGCAGGUGGUCGAGGGAGAGGCUCGCAAUUACCCUACCGCCCGAGACAGCCGCAAUCAAGCCCCAGCUCUAGAGGUGGUCAAUCACAUGGAGGAUGGAAAGCACAAGGGACACCAAACGUCGACAUUUCGGGAAAACAGCUGCUGGCCAACCAUUUCGCCAUCACACUAGGCGAGUACAAACAAGUCUAUUCUUAUGAGUUGAAGAUUAGCAGAAUCAACACUGAAGCCCAGGAGGAAGAAAUUCAAAGAUCCACCAGUGAUGGUGGUGGUGGCCAGAAGACGCACACAGUCGCAAGACAGAAGAACAAAAGACUCGUAUAUCUCCUGUUCGAGCAGCUCAAGUUGGAAAACAGUCUUCCGAGCCCCGUCGCCACUGAUUACCUGAAGCUGAUCAUCACUACGAAACAACUAGACGAGAACACCACCAAGUCACGCGAAUUCGAUUUCUGCGACGAAUACUCGGCUGGUCCUGGUCCAGAUUGUGACCGCUACCGGGUGGCCUUUGCGAAGCCGAAAUUGAUCUCUCUGGCUGAUCUUUUUGCGUACUAUCGUCGAUCUGCACAGUCUCAGACACCCGUGGCACCGUUCUCAGAGGAAGCUCUCACUGAUGCGACCAAUGCUCUUAACAUCAUCUUCAGCUAUCUACCUUACCAACGAUGUUUUUCUCGAGAUCACAGAACGACUCCCUCGAUGACCACGGUGAGGGGGCAGGCGUUCUAUGGCAUCGCUCCUCAUACCCAUUCACAGCCAAGACCCCCGUUGACAGAUACGGGGACAGUGCUAGACGCCAGUGGUGGCCUCUACAGCAUUCCAGGAUUCUCGAGAAGCGUUAGAGGCUCAUUCGGCCCCUUGGGGCAUGUUGACCUCCAAAUCUACAUCAAAACAGGCUGCUUUUGGCAGCAUGGGAGUGUCCAAGAUAUGAUUCAUGCCUGGAACAGCCGAAAUCUAUCGCAGGAUCUUGACGCACUUCAAGACUUCCUGCGCCGAGCUCCUGUCAGACUGACAUUUGAGGAGCAAGGGCUCGGCCGGUUCUCUACGAUCAAAGGACUCGCGCGCAUCGACAAGCCGCCAAAAGCUGAUAGCUGCAAAAUGCAACUUAUCAAGCAUCAGCAUUCCGGCGGCACGGUCAAAGACUACUUUUCCAUGAGGCACAAUUGGCAGAUGAAUCGUGACGCUUACGUCGUUAAGAUUGGAAAAGAGUCGCGGAAAGAGUACAUGACAGUCCCAGCAGACCUGCUCCAAGUCCCGCCCGGGCGGCUGAAACCAGGCGAGAUACCCCGGUUCUCGGUUCGAUCCCCAAAUGACAACUACAAUAGGAUUAUCACUGCAGGCAGACGCACAUUUUAUUCGACCACACCGGGCGAAGGUGGAGCAGCAGCGUUCCGCCUGACGAUUGAUCUGAAAAUGGCCAAGGUCCCUGUGACGAUUUUGGCUCGACCGGAUCUUAUGUACAAAGCUCGGGGCCACCCGAAUCAAGUCAAAUGUAUUGAUGGAGCGUCGAUCAAUGCAGGUCAAUGGAAUAUCCAAGGUGCAGCCUUUGUGAAACCAUCUUCCGGGAAGAAGUGGUCCUGCGUUGAGCUCUCGGCGAAGAGCAGGCGCUUAAAAUGCACAACUCUAGGGAUCAAGCAUUUCGUGGACAACUUGACACAGGCACUGCCGCAAUAUGGCAUGGAGAGAUUCGAGUGGUGGCAGUUCAACCGCGAGGACAUGAGCCAGCAGCAAUACAGCGACGAAGACUUGUUUCCGAGAUCGAAGACCGUCUCGGGCUUGCACAAGCAGUACGCCGCCGUCGAAAAGCUGCUCAAAGAGCUCAAGGGGAAAGGAGUUCACCUGGUUGUCCUGCUUCUCCCGUCCCAUGACCUGGAACUCUAUAGUGCCAUCAAACGCGCCGGCGACCAAAGUGUUGGAAUAGCCACCGUUUGCCAUGUGCUUCGACCGUUUACCAACGCGCUUUGGCCGAAAAGCCUUUUACGCCCGGGCAAUCCGCACAGCGCGGUCAACAACGACUUUCUCGCAAAUCUGUGCAUGAAAAUUAAUUUGAAAGCGGACCAGACCAGCGUUAAUCAGGCCUUGCGCGGCAAUCCAAAGAUUCUGUCACCGAAGACAAUGAUCAUCGGCAUUGAUGUGGCACACGGCGGCGGGCCAAGAAAACACUGCCCCAGCGUUGCCGCCGUGGUUGGCAGCGUCAAUGCAGAGUUCUCACAAUGGCCGGCCAGUCUGUUGGCGAAUCCGUGUUCGACGAAAGAUGAAGAAGACAAGGAGGCCAACGAGAAGGUGUUGGAUCUCGACGUUGCCGUGUACGAGCGACUGCUUGACUAUUACGAUCGCAACCAUGACAAAAACGCCGAAGGACACAAGGACAACGGCGUCCCGGAGCAGAUCAUUGUUUACCGCGACGGGGUCUCGGAGUCGCAGUUUGCCAUGUGCAAGGACUACGAGUAUAGCAAGAUCGGGGCAGCCCUGAACAAGCUGUUCCAGCACAAGGCUCUUUCUGUCGAGCUCUUGCCCAAGGUCACCCUGAUCUGUGCCGUCAAACGACACCACACUCGUCUGUUUCCGGAUCCCGAUGGGCCCCAUGACCCCAAUCUCGUGCUGGGCCGGAGUAAAAACGGCAUCGAGAACAACAACCCGCUUCCGGGCUGUGUGGUAAUGGACCGGAUCACGUAUGGACGGGGCAACGACUUUUUCCUCGUUGGCCAGAAGGCCAUUCAAGGCACGGCGAUACCGGUGCAUUACAACGUGCUACAAAAUCCUCACAACUACGGCAUUCAGGACAUUGCUAGGAUGACAUACCACCUAUGCUACCUCUUCGGUCGCUCGCGCACGUCGGUCGGACCCUGCACGCCCGUCUACUACGCCGACCUGGUGGCCGACCGCGCGCGGUGUUAUGUCCGCCAGUUCUACAAUCCCCCACGCGACGGCAACGACAACAACAACCCGCUUCGCCCCUUCGACGCCAGUGAACUGCCCGAGUUCAAACACUGUCUCCGCCUUCACCCCGACGUUGCGAAACACAUGUUUUACAUUUGA